This is a messenger RNA of Penicillium malachiteum, 315 nucleotides long. RefSeq lists its product as uncharacterized. NCBI's taxonomy places the organism in Eukaryota, Fungi, Ascomycota, Eurotiomycetes, Eurotiales, Aspergillaceae. The coding region runs from base 1 to 315 and encodes 104 amino acids. The record is from RefSeq and is a predicted model, not a curated record. The transcript has 2 exons.
AUGGUCAAGGGUGUUGAGACAGCCAUGAAAUUCCGAAAAUUGAAUCAGAUUGUCAACAUGACAGCUGACAAGCUCAAAGACUGGCUUAAACACAUGCAAGAGCAAUCUGAAGAUUCUGGAUGGCAAGAUGAGUCAGGCGAAACAGUUGGACAUGAAAGGCAUUUCCCAUCAGCAUCUAGUAUUGGAAGCCAAGGUGGAUCUGGCUCUGAGUGUGGUGAUAGGACUGAUUCAUUAUUCGGUGGACGGAGCAUAGUUGACAUUUUAUCUCAUAAUCUGAAAAAGGAAUCCAGCUCAGUACAGAGAAGCGGAUAUUGA